AUGGACCGGGUGGCUGAUACAGCACAGUUUUGGGGAAUGGGCCGGACCUGCACCAUAUACAACAACAGAGAGAGUGUCUCACACCCGAAUACCAGGAUAUUACCCACAUUGGAGAGGGAGCGGUGCUCCCAGAAGCCCAGUUUCUGCUUCACUUUGGCAUUGGCUCCUCCCAAGACUUUGUGCGCACCCCAAUGCCAUCCGAACCAUAUUCCCAGCAACUUCAGGUCACCUGGUCCUGACGGUGAUGGGGAUAAAGGUUCGAGAAGGAAAAGCGAUGGAGUUAUAGUCAUUCUCACACAAAACUCUGCUUUGGCUUUCAUUCGAUUGUACUGGGAGCUGCACUUGGAAGAUGUCAGGGCAUUAGAAGGAAAGGUUCUCGUCCGAUUCCGGUGUGUUUUUUUCUUGUGCUCACGUUGUAUUUCGACCAGCUUUUCCCCACUGACAGCCUUUGUGCCCCCCUUUCCUGUCGUUCUGCAGGACCAGUGCCAGGGUUUGACUGAGAAGGUGACCGGUGGCCUGGUGCUUUCGGAGACGGAUGGUAUCCCCCUGGCAGGGACGAGCCGCUGGAGUGAGCUUUCUGACCAGGAGCGCCUCAGCGAGAAUUUCCGAGCCUACAAGGUCUUCAGCAGCUACCUGCGCCUGUGCCUGAAGAACGUGCCAGAUUGUUCCCGCUACCCACGCUUAUCUGAGUCCCUCAUGGAGCUGUGCACCCAGACCGAGAGCUUCCUGGUGCUGAUCAGCCAGCUGAUGAUGGCCAUGGGCAUGCCGGUGCCAUCUGUCAGGGUGCCCCCGGUCGAUGCCCCCAAGGACUGGGACAGGAAGGUCUGGGGUCACCAGGUUCUGCGAGAGCUCAGCAACUGGUCACUGCGCUCGGUGCGGGACUUCAACAAACUGAAGACCAACCUAUCAUCCAGCUGGGCUCGUCGGCGCCAGCUGAGGGGGGCACAGCUGAGGUAAGACACCACCCCCACCCCCCCCCCCCCACCCCGUCGGCUGCUGUGCCUCGCUCCCCGAAACUCCUCAACGCCCGACCUUCCGCCUCAGACCACCCACCCGCAACCCCUUCCCCUGCUCUCGGGAGGAGGGUUGCCCGGGCGAGGAGAAAGCCGUACGCCCGGGCGGGAAUUGUCAGGGAGGGGUGUGGGCAAACCCUUCCCGGCUUUGUGCGACGGUUUCACCCCUUCGAUGG
Molecule: messenger RNA, 1189 nt
Organism: Rhincodon typus (whale shark)
Lineage: Eukaryota; Metazoa; Chordata; Chondrichthyes; Orectolobiformes; Rhincodontidae
Exons: 2
Coding region: 1-957 (318 amino acids)
Biological process (GO): ciliary neurotrophic factor-mediated signaling pathway; negative regulation of neuron apoptotic process
Molecular function (GO): ciliary neurotrophic factor receptor binding
Source: RefSeq, a predicted model, not a curated record